Capsicum annuum is the source of this 2942-nucleotide messenger RNA. Its product is annotated as cation/H(+) antiporter 15-like. NCBI's taxonomy places the organism in Eukaryota, Viridiplantae, Streptophyta, Magnoliopsida, Solanales, Solanaceae. Gene Ontology annotation, biological process: proton transmembrane transport; regulation of pH. The record is from RefSeq and is a predicted model, not a curated record. The coding region runs from base 296 to 2791 and encodes 831 amino acids. The transcript is spliced from 3 exons. Gene Ontology annotation, cellular component: endomembrane system; membrane. Gene Ontology annotation, molecular function: antiporter activity.
UUUUUCAUUUUAGUUUUACUCAUGCCCCAUUUUAUACAUUAUACCUUCAUUGAUUGUGGUGGCUGAAUCUCAAAAAAGGAUUGGCCAGGGUUAAUCCCUGCCCUGUCACAAGACUAAACUAAAAAGGGGGUUCAAGAAAAAUCUCUAGAAAAACAAGAAGAAAAGAGAAAGAUUAAUGUACAAAAUUUAAUUGCAACAACAUUUGUCACUAAGAGGGAAAAUAAUUUCGCUUUUUUUUUUUGCUAUUUGACUAACAUCAAUCUGUGGCACUAGAAGAAGAAGAAGAAGAAGAAAAAUGGCAGAUCAAGAACCAUUGAUUGAUGUUGGGAAAUUAAAUGAAAAAAUUCUAUGUUAUGCGCAGACUAUUUAUAGGUUUAAUGGAGUUUGGGAAGGUCCAGAUCCUUUGACACCAAUUAUACCUCUUUUCUUCGUUCAAAUUUCCUUAGCUAUCUUGGUCACCCGUUUUGUCAUCUUUGCCCUAAAACCCACCAAGCAACCUCCUUUUGUUGCUGAGAUUAUCAGUGGCAUCCUUUUAGGUCCUACAGCACUUGGAAGGAUCAUUAAAUUCAGGAGGCUGUUUUUCCCAAACUAUAACUUCCAUGUGAUUGAGACAAUGGCUCAUUUAGCCCUUGUGUUCUAUGGGUUUCUAGUGGGAUUGCAGAUAGAUAUGAAAUCCGUUCUUCGAAUUGGAAUAAAGGCUAGAAAUGUGGCUAUUAUCGGGAUCAUCAUCCCUUUCAUCAUGGGAUCCGUAUUAUAUUUCUCACUGAAUCACGAAGGCGACGCUAGAGGUUUCAUUUUCUAUGGUGGUGCUCUCACUAUUACAGGAUACUCUGUCCUGGCUAAGAUACUUGACAAACAGAAGAUCCUCCAGACCGAUGUAGGGAAAAUGGCCAUGUCUUCAGCUGUAAUCAAUGAUAUUGGUGCAUGGUUUGUUCUGACACUAGGAUAUGUAGUUACAGGGAGUACACCUAAUAUCCAUUGGGCUAUAAUUUGCACAAUUGCCUAUGCAUUGUUCUGUGUCUUUUAUCUCCGUCGUGCCAUUGGCUGGAUGAUUCGGAAAAUGCCAGAAGGACAGGGAUAUAGUGAGUUCUUUAUAUGUACAGUCCUUUCUGGGAUGGCUCUUUCGGGAGUUAUAACGGAUGCUUUGGGGACACACCCUAUAGUUGGAGCUUUUCUCUUUGGACUUAGUAUACCUAACCAAGUGCUUCAAGCAGAAAUUCUCGAUAAGCUUGAUGACUUUGUGAUGGGCAUUCUUAUGCCAACUUUCUUUGUUGUUUGUGGACUAAGAACCAAUUUCGGAGAAAUGGGUAGCAUUUACGAAAUUAUUGGCUACAUAAUUUUGUUUGUUUCAGCCAAAAUCUUGAGCUCAGUUGCUUCCACUUUCUUAUCUGACAUGCCUAUUAAGGAGGCCCUGGCUGUUGGAGUACUUAGCAACACCAAAAGCCUCAUGGCCUUGAUCAUUAUUGAAGCUGGUCAGGCACAAAAGGUUUUGAGCACCCAAUUAUACUCUCUUAUGGUGAGUGGCAUUUUGGUGAUGACGGCAAUGGUCACACCUGUUACUAUGCUCUAUCGUCCCUCGCAGGAAUUAGUGCCCCACAAACGAAGGACUAUACAGAAGGCAAGAAUGGAGGAGGAGCUACGUGUCCUUGCUUGUAUCCAUGGCACACACGAUAUCCCUUCAGUCAUCAACCUACUUGGCUCGUCGAAUUCUACAUCAGCAUCCCCAAUAACUGUCUUUGCUCUCCAAGUAGUAGAACAAGUCGGGCGUGCAUCAUCUAUGCUAGAAGUUCACAACUCAGGAAAACGAGGCUCGCGAAGUCUCGGCCACGAGGAGACACAAACAAGACAGAUCAUCACUGCUUUCGACAAUUAUGAGCUACGAUCAGAUGGAGUAAUGGUACAAGUUCUCACAGCGAAGUCUGCUUUGACCGCCAUGGAUGAAGAUAUAUGCAACAUUGCAAAAGACAAGCGCGUAGCUUUCAUCAUCCUCCCUUUCCACAAACAACGAGGUAUCGAGGGUGAAAUGGAGGAUGUUAACCCUGAAAUUCGGGCUGUCAAUGAGGGUGUGCUAGCUAAUGCUCCUUGUUCUGUGGGAAUCCUCAUCGAUCGGGGCCUCUCUGAGACCAGUGACUAUGCAAAGAAUAUUGUUGUCCUUUUUUUCGGAGGUGCUGAUGACAGGGAAGCUCUCGCUUAUGCUUUAAGAAUGGUUGAUCGUCCAGAUACACGCCUUACCGUGGUAAAGUUCAUUCCAGAUGAAGGUUCUUCUGAUACAGAGCAAACGGAAGGUGCUGAAGAAAGUCAUGUGAAUGUUCAGAUUGACAAAGAGAGUGAAAAGUUGAUGGAUGAAGAGUUCUUGAACAGGUUCAAGAUCAGCACAGCCAAUGACAAAUCAGUAAAAUACAUAGAACUAUUGCUGAAUGAUGUGGAAGAGGCUGUCAAGGCCAUAAAACUAAUGGACCAGCAUAACUAUGAUCUCUACAUUGUAGGAAAAGGCCGAGGUGUGGUGUCACCACUGACGGCUGGUCUGGUUGAUUGGUGUGACUGCCCCGAACUUGGGGCUAUAGGUGAUCUAUUAGUGACAUCCGAAUUCGACUCCACAUUCUCCGUGCUGGUUAUGCAGCAGUAUGUUAAGCCAAUUGGAGAUGGUUCGGUAAAUUCUUAUGGAUCAAUGAGUGAGAGAAUAGCAGGAAUUGGGAUGGAGAUGGACAUGGACAUGCAGCGCGCAGAUAGUGAAUCAGGGGACGUGUUUUCCAGUUUUAGGAGGCGGCCGGAACCUAUGCCACGAGUCUAAACAAAACAAAGUCUCAGCUUUGGCUGAUGACAAACACUUAGAAGUUGAAACUUCAUAUUCAGAAGUUCCCAACAAGUGUAUCAAUGAUGUAUUAGUUUUCACCUGGAAAGGAUUAAUUGUGAUUUAAUGAUGAUGUUUUCAUUAUUUUCAA